This is a messenger RNA of Columba livia (rock pigeon), 3540 nucleotides long. It is a transcript of the gene MFSD8, whose product is annotated as major facilitator superfamily domain containing 8. Gene Ontology annotation, biological process: transmembrane transport. The record is from RefSeq and is a predicted model, not a curated record. Gene Ontology annotation, cellular component: lysosomal membrane. Bases 147 to 1751 code for a protein of 534 amino acids. NCBI's taxonomy places the organism in Eukaryota, Metazoa, Chordata, Aves, Columbiformes, Columbidae. Gene Ontology annotation, molecular function: transmembrane transporter activity. The transcript has 12 exons.
GCGCAUGCGCUCGGCAGUCACGCGGGAGGCCGCUAGCCCCGCGCUCACGCCCCUCAGCCGCCCUCUGGCGGUGCCAGCGGCGGCGGGCGGGACGGCCUGGGGGCGGAUCCCAGCACUACGGGGCUCGGGAGCGGCCGCAGGUCGGUAUGGCGGCUGCCGUUUCCAGUCCGGAGGUGGCUGCUGAAGGACAGGAGCCUUUGCUGGGUCCCGGAGGGGCGGAGGAGGAGGAGGAGGCGAGCAGGGAUGUUGUGGAAACACAAGAGCACUAUAAGAGCAGGUGGCGGUCCAUCUGGAUUAUGUAUCUUACUAUGUUCCUCAGUAGUGUGGGUUUCUCAAUUGUAAUUAUGUCUGUGUGGCCAUAUCUCCAAAAGAUUGAUCCAACAGCAGAUGCGAGUUUCUUGGGCUGGAUUAUAGCUUCAUAUAGCAUUGGCCAAAUGAUCGCCUCUCCCCUCUUUGGCUUCUGGUCCAAUUACAGGCCAAGGAGAGAACCUCUUGUUGUUUCAACUGCCAUUUCUGUAGCUGCUAAUUGUCUUUAUGCCUACGUCCAUGUACCUCAUUCACACAACAAAUACUACAUGCUGACUGCACGUGCUCUUGUGGGAUUUGGAGCAGGAAAUGUGGCUGUAGUUCGAUCGUAUAUUGCGGGUGCCACAUCUCUUACAGAAAGAACAAGUGCCAUGGCCAACACCAGUGCCUGCCAAGCAGUUGGGUUCAUAUUAGGACCAGUUUUUCAGACAUGUUUUACACUUAUUGGAGAAGAAGGAAUAACAUGGAAAUUAGUUCGUCUUCAGCUGAACAUGUAUACGGCACCAGUUUUAUUUGGAGCUCUCUUAGGAGUAAUUAAUAUUGUUCUCAUCUUUGCCAUAUUCAGAGAGCAUCGUGUGGAUGACAUGGGACGUCAAUGCAAAAGUAUCAAUUCUGAAGGAGAAGGAAGUGGUGGUGUGGAUCAGGACCCAGAAGGAAAUGUUGACCAUGUUGCUGUGGUAGCAAUCAAUUUUCUUUUCUUUGUCAUCUUGUUUGUGUUUGCUGUCUUUGAAACUAUAGCAACUCCGUUGACAAUGGAUAUGUAUUCAUGGACCAGGAAACAAGCUGUUUUUUAUAAUGGAAUAAUCCUUAGUGUGGUUGGCAUUGAGUCAGUUAUUGUUUUCAUGGCGGUUAAAGCACUAUCUAAAAAGACUGGUGAACGUGCCAUACUCCAUGGAGGCUUACUGAUUGUCUUGGUUGGAUUCUUUAUCUUACUGCCUUGGGGGAAAAAACUGCCAAAUAUUCAGUGGCAAGAAAUAAAGAAUAACUCAAUUCCCAGAACUUCCAUUGACACAUUAAUGCCUUUCUGGACUUUGGAAGCGAUGGAGCCUCCAUCCAACCACACAGUGGAACCCGUAGGCUGCCCCGUCACACAGUCCUGGUGCCUGAAUACUCCUAUGAUCUAUCUGGCCCAGUAUAUCAGCUCUGACAUCCUAAUAGGAUUGGGCUAUCCAGUGUGUAAUGUCAUGUCCUACACUUUAUACUCAAAAAUUCUAGGACCAAAGCCUCAGGGUGUCUACAUGGGAUGGUUAACUGCCUCUGGAAGUGGAGCACGAAUACUUGGGCCUGUCUUUGUGAGCCAAAUAUACACUCACCUGGGACCACGCUGGGCAUUUAGCUUAAUCUGUGGAGUAGUUGUAGUCUCCCUCUUACUCUUGGAGAUAGUAUACAAGAGACUUAUUGCAUUUUCUGUCAGAUAUGGAAGGAUGCAAGAAGAGAAUUGUUAAAUAAGUAUUUUAAAAAGCAACAACAAAAGUAAACUCAAACAGAAAUAAUACUUAGUUUAUUACUGCUUUUUAACAAGGAGUACCUAACCAAUGACCUUGUUGGCUGUAUGCUAAGAACUGUAGACCUGUACUUACACACUGACAGAACAUGAUACUUGGUCAUAUCUUAACCGAUGUUUACACCUGCUGCAGUAGAGCUUUUGUGUUCUGCUUUCCUAGCAGCAGCAGAAGGGAUGUGAACAAGUUAGGUCAAUACAAUGGCACAUUUGAAGUGUGUAUAGUUCAAAUGACGUGUCUGUGUACUGAAUGCAGCUGUGAAGGUCACAGGUUAAGUGCGUUCUUUUCAGAAAGAAUGAAAAUAAAUAUUAUCUUGAUUCUGUGAAUCAGGAUUAGUAACUCUUUUGUAACUACAAGAUUAGUUGAGCUGCAUGCACUUUGUAUGAAAACAUCAUUUCUUAAGUGAACCUCCUGAUGUUGUUUGCUAGCUUGUAAGCACUGGUUAGUACAAAAUGUCUCAUUUUGGAAACUUACAUAUCUAUAACAAAUCUCCUCCAGGAUUUAAAAUGCAAUGUGACAGAAUGGUAGAGGAAGGUGGGUGCCUACUUCACAAGCAGUUUAUUUGGAAUUUGGGUAUUUAAGUUGGUUAAGAGCCAUUGAAAAUCACAGUCUCAGUGGUUGUUACUUGAACUACAGGAAAUCAUAUGUGCAGUUUUUCUUCUACUGUUUUGUCGAGUGCCUUUUUGUAACAAGAAAGAGAACCUGCACAGAGUUGAAUUACAUACAGUUCCCAGAAGGAAAUACUAAGCAAGGUAGUUUACACUUUUGUUUGUCAUUUGUGAGAAGGAACCAACUGUGCUGAGUGACCAGGGUUGGUGAAGUUAAAAAGGAGAAAACUGGCUCCUGGUGUUGACUGUUAUGUGUAGACUUAUUUUUUCUGAUAAUACGGUACAAGAAACAGGAAUUUACAAUGUUUGAAUAAUUCAGUGUUUAUUUUAAAUCGUGAAAGAAUAAAUUUCCUUCAUAAUGGGGCCUAGAAUCAUCUGUAUGGAUUGAUCUGUUUCAAUACUACUGAGGAAAAAAAAAUCUGGAAUAACUCCAGUAUGAGAGUUAUAGCUGCUGUUUAAUGUGUCUAAUGUUUGAUGCUUACUGAAUUUAGUACAUGUAAUUAAAUAUUCCUAUUUGAUUGUUCAAACACUAAAAGACUAUUGAGUUAAAAGAUUUUUUUUUAUAUACUGGCUGAAGGGAAUACAGAAGUUGUAUUCUCCCUUGUAUUUCUGCUGCAGGAUUGCAAGAUGUUAUAAGAAAGAACUUUGCUUUUAUAAGCAUUUAUUUUAUAUGCUAAUUUGUAAUAAAUAGUACCAGAAAUACUGUGUUUUGGUGGUGAAAACAGACUGCAAAAGGAAGUGCCCAGAGCUACAGCAAUGGAAAGUUACUUCAGUUAUGAGAAAUUGGUGCUACUUUGAAAAUGAGAAACGGAAGUCUUCAAAAUGGUUACAACAUGAUUACAACCCAGUUUGUGUUGAAUGUCUGGACAAAGUAUGUAUGUUUGGGGGGGGUUAUUACUGUUGUUCUUCAAGCUAGCUAACUUCUAACUUAGGAGUGAGAAAAUGUUUGGGUACAUGGAGGGAUUAUUGUAGUGUUAACUUAUUUAAAGGGUUAAGAAUAAAACUAGAUUCAAGACUCUUCUUCAGUUAAUACCUAUGGAAUACAGAAUACCCAUGGAAAGGAGGGUAGCCUGUGCAUGUUAAUAGUAUACAUAAUAAGUAAAAUAAGAAAGCAAGGUUUGAAA